GCUACCAUCACGGCCAAUUGUCUGGAUGAGAAGCAGACUCUGCCUCACUUACCGUUGUGUGUUAGCUUGUGCCUGAACAGCAGGUUCAGGAUCAUAGUUUUUUAACCGCUCGUUGGUUCAGGACAGAUGCAGUGCUCUCAGCAAAUUGAAGGUUUUCUGGCACUGAAAAACAUGGUUGGACUGAGAAACCGUUCUACGUGGGAACCAUUGUUACUAAAGGCCUCCCACAUCAAGUCCUGUGCCAAUGGCUGCUCCAUGGGCAUAACUGCACACCUCACAUAUGCCAAUGCUUACACAGAAUCUGUGGAAGGUGUGUUUGUGUACCCUCUCGAGGAAAAAGAGGUUGUGGUGGGCUUUGAGGCCACGAUUGCGGGACGGCUGGUGGGAGUGCAUAUCCAGAACAGAGGGAAGCUGAAGGACUGCUGUUUGGAGUGCUGCCCUGGAUCUGUUCUUGAUGGACUCUGCGGGAGCAGCCAGGAGUGGAGCUGCUGCUGCGGGAUGUCUGGUCUGGACAUACAAUGCACCAACGGACACCUGAUUUUGGAUGAAGACAUGGAAAGAACCACCUUCAUUGUGGGCUGUGGAGUCAUUGGCCCCAUGGACAUAGUGUCUGUUAUCAUCAGCACCACACUAGAACUCCCCACUAUGGAAAAUGGAGCAAUCCGCAUUGUCUACCCGAAGCUGCUUACUCCGGUGGUGACUGGCCAGAUGACCACAAGCAAGAUUGAAAAUGGGGGAAAGUCAGAGGAAACUGGGCCGACCAGCUGCUUUGGUGCUACCUCAGGAAAACAGGAUCGGCCUUUAGACCCUGAGCAGCAGUGCUCUCAUGGCCUCUUUACCAGUCCUGCAGUCAACCUGGCACCGUAUGAACUCAACUUCCAGCUGCUGGUUAGAGGCGCCUGUCUACUGGCAGGUUUGGAGAGUCCUACACACGCUCUGAGAGCAGACGCAGAUCCUAGUGCCCAAAGUGCAUCUGCCACCUACAUUACUUUGGCUCAGGAGCAUCCAUAUGACAGACACAUAGAGAUCAUUUUACACCUCAGUGAACCUCACAGUCCACUGGUAAUCAUCGAGAAAGGUCGACUAUCCUUCAGACAGUAUAAAGAGCAGAUCGGCUCUCGCCGUGAUUACAUUCGAUACACCCGCAAAGAUUUAGAGCCCGAGAGAAGGCUGGAGUAUAUUCGGAGACGAUACCACAAGGACAUUCUCUGCAGCCCUGUCCUCAUGCUCAACUUCUGUCCUGACUUACUGUCUGAACCUCUGGAGCUGCACAAAGCUACCAGAGAGUUGCUGUUCCUGAUCGAUCGCAGCGGCAGUAUGAGUGGUACCAACAUACAUCGCGUGAAGGAAGCCAUGGCGGUGGCCCUGAAGAGUCUACCCUCUGGUACGAUGCUCAACAUAGUUGGCUUUGGGACCACCAUCAAGCCUCUGUUUACCUCCAGCAAGCUCUGCACUGAUGUAACGCUAAUGCAGGCCUAUGAGUACAUCCAGAGGAUGAGAGCAGAUAUGCGUGGCACCAACCUUCAGGGAGCGCUGUCCUGGCUCUACCAGCAGCCCAUGCAGCGUUCAUAUCCACGGCAGGUCUUUAUCAUCACUGAUGGAUCCAUCAGCAAUGUGGCAAAGGUGCUGGAGUUGGUUCGCAGAAACACAUGUGCUGGCAGAUGCUUUGGCCUUGGCCUUGGUCCCCGAGCCUGCAGGAGACUCCUGCAGGGAAUUGCCAAACUGACUGGAGGGACUACAGAGUUCCUUUAUGAUGAAGAGAGAUUUCAGCCCAAGCUAAUCAAGUCUCUUAAGAAGGCCUUUGAACCUGUCCUGACCGAUGUUCGGAUUGACUGGUACCUGCCAGAGAACAUGGAGGCCCUUCUUUCACCCAAUGAAAUUCCUCCUCUGUACCCUGGGGAUCGACUUGUUGGAUACUGCACUCUUUAUGACAUGACAGACUUCAAAGUAAAGAAAACAGAGUGCAUAGGACGGGACGGCAGAGGUGUGCACCGUGACUCCAUGGGUUCUGUUUUCACCCAUUCAAAUGAUGAGCCUUCACCUCCACCUUCCUCUGAGCUCAUGCCUGUGAUGAUCCAUGCAGACAGAACCGAGCUGGAGGAGGCUCUGAGAGAAAUUUCUAGAGAGAUUUCAUCUGAGUUUUCCUGUGCCAAAGACACUGACCUUGGAGUUAGCCCAGGUGUAGAGCUGGACUGGUCCAGCGAUAUAAGGCGGAGGAUACAGCAGAGCUCCUACAUUCAGGAGCAGUACGUUCUCACUCACUGCUCCCUGAGCAGCGAGCGAAGUCUUCAAACACAGGGUCACGUACACAUUCAUGCCUCAAGCUCUGACUCUGCAUGUGGGAGCUUUCUUUCCGACGCCCACUCCUCAGGUCCGGCGUUGGAAACAGGGUCCUUACCACAAGGCCUUGAGAGGAUGGCCCCUCCAGAACCAUCAUCCUUAUCUCGCUGGGCAGAUCCACCAUGGCAACAAAACCUUUCAGCGGAAACUCCUGAAAAUGUAGCCAAAAAUAACGGGCGCCUGGAUGGAGGCCAAGAGUCUCGAAGGAGACAGAAAGUGUUGGCUCGUUCAACCAUGGCAGCGCGGAGUUUUUCAUCACCACAGGGGGAACUGGAAAUGCAUCGCCUCCGAAGAGCUCUUGAGAGGGUCUCCUUUGACCAGACUCUUGGGGGAAGGUUGGAUGAAAGUGAUGGAGAAACGAGGCCUCCAUCAAGAGGUGCGGUUUCCCACAGAAGCCUGACUGACUCCAACGGACUCCUGUUCCCUGCCUCGCCCCUGGAGUGGGACAGCCUCACUGACCCGGAGUAUCUCUUCACCGCUUCCCAGCCUGAAGAUCCUCCCCGAGGUCAGUGUCGCUCCAUCAUUCACGGCCUCCUGUGUGGCAAGCCAGUGUCCUGGGAGGUUACUGUAGACGUAGGGCAUCUCUGGCCAACGGAGGACCAGGACAUCACAGGGGUCAAUGAAUGUGGAAUUGGUGGGGAAGAUGUAGGAAAGCCAUGGGAAGAGAUCAUUCACCACUUGACGGCUCGUUCAGUAAUAAGGGACUUUGAAAAACUGGCAGAAAAAGAGUGCGACACUGGACAUGGCUCCGGUAAAAGGUAUCGUAUGAAGGCUAUCCAGACAAGCAAGCACUGUAACAUCAUAUGCAUGUACACGGCCUUCACCAUUACAGAUGGCAGCACAAACAAAAGCCUGUCAGAGAGCACAGACGCCCUAAACACAGGGAUUCAUACAGGGAACAGGCAAACGUCCCAGCCCAGCGGUCGCAGGCAGAGGAUCUAUUCUGCCGGUUUGGGAAGACGGCGGAUCAGCGGAGAAAGGGAAGGGGCAGAAGACACCUGGAACUUUAUAGAUGCAGGUGGAUACUGUUCCAUGGCUCCUGUAACAACAGGGAUGUCAUGCAAUCGCUCGCAGCGAUCUAUAGAAAGCAAGUCAAUGGAGAGCUUCUUUAGUACCAGGUUCCAGCUGGGUCGUCUCAGGUCCUCAAUUUCUUCUGGAAAGCAGGUUCCCCUCAAGUCUCACUGUUUAUCUGCAGAGACCGACAAACAACCUGAGAGUGAAACUCCAGACUACCAGCCCCUGGUGCAUUUACAGCUAGCAUCAGGAGCUUUUCUUCUGACGGAGAUCUACUCAGAAUGUGUCCAAAUCCCCCUGGACCGCCUUAAGAGAGCAUCACCUUACAGUCUUCACCGACGUAGCCUCAGCCCAGCCUUCCGCUGCACCUCUCCCAGCGCUCCCUCUUUAUCCACAUCUGCCAAGCCUCCAGGUGCUCCCACUAUUCACCAUGUCACCUUUUCUCCUUCGUCAUGCUCUCUGGCCAAACCAGCUGCUCCUCCUUUCCACCACACUCCAGUCGACAACCCCUUGAUUUUGGAGUCAAGGCUACUUCAAAGGCACUUGUCGGAGCGAGACCCUGUCACCUCACCCCCUGACCUCCCGAGCUCCGAGGAGGGUUCCCUAGAGCUGUCUAUUGGCCCCUCUCACAGUCAGAGCCUCGGACAAGCAGAUAGCGGCCGUGGUUCAGAGACAGAUAUAUGCGAGGGGUCCUCAGCAGAGCCAGCAGACCUUCAGGGCAGCAGCCAGUUGGCCCAUGAGGAUCUAGAAGGUUCGACCUGGGCCACCGCUGUAGCUCUGGCGUGGCUUGAACACCGAUGUGCUGGCUACUUCAUGGAGUGGGAGCUGGUGGCAGCAAAAGCAGAUUUUUGGCUGCGCUGUCAGAUGCUGCCAGAGGGGGUUGAUGUCGCAGGGUUAAGAGGAGCAGCCAGGCAGCUGUUUCUGCUGCUGCGCCACUGGGAUGAAAACAUCAAACUCAAUAUGCUGUGUUAUAACCCCAAUAAUAUGUGAGACAAUCAGCUCAGAGGUGCAAAAUCAGAUGUACAGUCGUGGAGAAAAAUUAGGACACCCCAUUAAGUAUUUACUUUGGUAUCAGGAAAUGUUCACAUGGCAAUUUGUAAUCAGGUUUUUUUAAUAUCUGGAAAAGAAAGUGUUUACAUUACAAGUAAACACCAAAAAGUAAAUUUGUUUUGCUAAUUAAACAAAAGACAUUAACAACGAGCAAAAAAUUGGGCUUUGACUUAGCCCUAGACUUUAAUUAUGGUAUUAAAUAUCCAAAUGUCCACAUUUCCAAGUUUGUUAGAAAACGACAUGCUUUCUCUCACAAACCACUGCUUAAGAAAAGCUGUACUUUAUUAACUGAUACUGUAAACCAGUGCCAAAACAAUACUAAUUUAACAGAAGUGACCUUUUAUUCUAACUUUGCUUUAUGCAAACACAGGAAUGCCUUGACCAUCUGAAUAAGUGUUUCGUAGUUUAGAAAGUAGCUUAAAGUCCGUGUUAUGUAUACUAUGCCAAACGAAGAAUCAGUCAAUGAUUGUCAGGUUGGUUGUUUGAUAAACUGAUGAAAGAUUUGCUUAAAUAUUCUAUACAAUAAAAUUGAAUGAAAAAAAAACAACGUUAAUCUGUGUUUAUUUUAAGUUGUCUGGAUUCAGUCAGCCACAUAUUGCCCAUGUAGAACAAAGCUCAAAGAAACUGAAAAUUAUUUGAUUUAGUAAAACAAAUUUGUUUUAGCUUUAACCAUUUAAUUUCCAGCAGAUGAAGAAACAAACAUAAAAACUAGAACUUACCAGUCUAAACCUUCUGCUUUGACUGUUCAGUUUGCUCCUUUACCAGUCUGGUCUAUUGUCACAACACACCCUCAUUUAGUACCUAUGUACUUAAACCAUUGUGUAUCAGACCUUUUUCCAUUAAAUUAGUUUUAUAAAAUAUUGAGAUAGUUACAAAAAGGUUUCCAUUUCAAAAUGUCAUACUUUUCCAGACUAAAACGUGAAUUUCUGGACAUUUGAGUGUAUAUAAAAAAAAAAAACUUUGUUGGGUUUUAUUAUCUGUAUGUUCUGCAGAUGGUUGGCUCCGAAUUAACCAGUGUUAAGGGGUUGGUUUAUCAUUUUCUUUGGGAAGUUAAAUCAUCCCCUUAUUGAUAAUACGUGCUUAUCCUUGAAGGGUUGUGUGGGGGCCUGGGGGUCUUCCUGCAUGGAGUUUGCAUGUUCUCCGUGUGAAUUCUUCCUCCCACAGUCCAAAAACAUGCCUGUUAGGCUACUUGGUUACUCUAUAUUUGCCCUCAGGUCUGAGUCUGAGCGUGCAUGGUCCUUUAUUUCUGUGUUGACCUGUGAUGGACUGGAGACCUGUCCAAGGUGUACCCUGGAGAGGGGCACCAGGCCCCCCAACAACCCUGGGUGGGUAAACUGAUAGUGACAAUGGAUGGACAUUUUAUUUUUUCCAUACUUAUCUAGACCUGGAAAAUUAGAGAGCAAGUUUUAUACUUGACUGCAUAGGAACCCUACAUCAAAAUGCUGAGAUCUUACAUAAAAUGUAUUUGUUAUUUUCUGAAUACAUUUACUUUGAUUUUGGUUACCCAUUUAGAGUGGACCUUUAUGAAAUAUGACAAUUAGGACUCCCGAUCAGACCAAAUUAGCUCAGAAUAACCUCCUGCUGGUAUUUAUUGAAAUCAUAUUACCAUAAUUCCCUACAGUACACAAUAAGUAGACUAAGAAAAAUAACUUUUAAGUAAAGCUGGUGGGACUUCUUGCACAUCUGGUCUGAAACCUGAGCCCCGUACCCUCUGGUUCACAAAAACAUUGGGUGUAAAAUGAACAAAGUCAUAAAGGCCAAAGGUCUAAAUGAUAUAUUUUCAAAUCAUUACUAAUAGUUUUAGAGUCCUGAAUAAUGUAAAAGUAAUGUGUUAAUUACAAAUCCAGACAAGUAACCAUUACUGUUAACAGUUUAUUUGUAGAACUGCAUAAAUAUACAAAACAAAUAUGCAGGCCUUCAACAUAUAUCAGAUUUAUGUUGAUAUGCGGGUAAUUUAAUGCUUUUGGAUCUAACUUUAGCUCUUUGGGUCUUCUCUUCAAUCCAUCACAUUCAUGCACAAAUGCUCAUCUAUGCAAAUAAAUAUGGACAGAGACCUUUUUUUUUUUUUUAACAGAAUCAGGAAAGUUUUUUU
Girardinichthys multiradiatus is the source of this 6496-nucleotide messenger RNA. RefSeq names its product von Willebrand factor A domain containing 5B2 (gene vwa5b2). The transcript has 21 exons. Lineage: Eukaryota; Metazoa; Chordata; Actinopteri; Cyprinodontiformes; Goodeidae. The record is from RefSeq and is a predicted model, not a curated record. Bases 127 to 4344 code for a protein of 1405 amino acids.